UCGUCACGGUGCGCGCAUCAACGAAAAUCCGUUGCGGAAAAACAAGAACCCACGGGGGAAAAUUUGUCUUGUUGCUAGAGGUUGGCUUUAAGGCUAUACAGCUCCCGAGUGCAUCGUUUAGGUGUUAAUUCCAAUUGGAAUAUGCGCGCCUCUGUCUGAGGCGGGGCAAAGUGCCAAACGCACUGUGAAAUAUUUAAACGCAAAAUGCGCGCCAUAUUAUAAAAUUCGUAUUCAUAUUGAAAAGUGUGCGCUGCAAUAGCAAAUUGUUAGCGAGUGCCAACAGAGCAAAACAGCAAAGAAUUCAAACAAUUAACAAGCAGUCAUUAGUUAAACAAUAAAAGCGCCAAGUGCUAAUUUAAGGUGCUAUUCAUCGCUGCAAUGGAGAAGAACUUUAAAGGCCUCUUCACAAUCGGAUUAUUUCUGGCGCUGCUCGGCGGCGGCCAAACGCAUCUGAAUAUAUUUCUGAACCUACACGAGGUGCUUCGUCUAAUCGGCGUCUCCGCGGAGCUCUACUAUGUGCGGGAGGGAGCCAUCAAUGACUACGCGCUGAACUUUGCGGUGCCGGUGCCGGCGAACAUUAGCGAUGUUACGUUUACCUGGCAGUCGCUGGUGGAGCAUCCGCUGCCCUACAGCAUCAAUGUGGCCACCUCGGAUGUGGGUGUGCUGCCACGGCCGAUGCUGAACAUCUCGCGCAUUGGCGAUGUGCCCCAGGAGCCACAGACAUGGGGCGUCAGCCUCAAGUGCUCGGGCACGCGAGCAGCGGAGGUGACCGUUACCAUCAGCGUAGAGGUCAUACUGGACCGGGCGACCAACAACAAUACGAAUCUCAUCUUUAAACGUAAGAAAAUUUGCUUGAAGGACGAGCCAAACGACGCACGGGAGGAAUACGAUGACGAGGAACCGCUGCAUCCGGACCUGACUGGUCACGACGAUAUUCACUACACGGAACACAAUGAAGACACCGCAGAGCAUGUCAUAUCCGACGGCCACGUGCCUUCGAAUGUCGACCAUGGCAAGGCGACCGAAAAUCACCGUGUGCUGGUUACCGAGCAGCCAACCGUUAUUGUGGGACGAGGUGCUGCUGGGGCAGGCUCGAACAAUGAGUACGAUCCACUUUUGCGGGAAACUCUCGUACCGCCCACCAGCGGGCUGAUCACCCUGAUAGUUGGCGGCAUUUUGGCAUUGGUGCUCGUGUCGACCCUUAUUUUGAUAGCCUACUGCGCAAAGGGGCCUUCGAAGCGACAUCCCUCGAACGGCGUGCAUCUGAUUAAGACGUCCAGCUUCCAGCGCUUGCCCACCAUCUCCUCGACGGCACACAAUUCGAUCUACGUCUGUCCCUCGACGAUAACACCCACAUAUGCGACGCUGACGCGGCCCUUUCGCGAAUAUGAGCAUGAGCCUGAGGAGUUCAACCGCCGUCUCCAAGAGCUGACAGUCCAAAAAUGUCGCGUGCGCCUCUCCUGCCUCGUCCAAGAGGGAAACUUUGGGCGCAUCUAUCGCGGCACUUAUAACGACUGCCAGGAGGUUCUGGUCAAGACUGUGGCGCAGCAUGCAAGCCAGCUACAAGUAAACCUUCUGCUGCAGGAAUCCAUGAUGCUCUAUGAGGCAACACAUCCCAAUGUCAUGGCUGUGCUCGGCAUUUCCAUCGAGGACUUUGCCACUCCAUUCGUGCUCUAUGCCGCCACCGGCAGUGUUCGCAAUCUGAAGACCUUCCUGCAGGACCCGUCGUAUGCCAGAAGCGUGACCACCAUUCAAACGGUGCUGAUGGCCUCCCAGCUGGCCAUGGCCAUGGAGCACUUGCACAACCAUGGAGUCAUUCACAAGGAUAUUGCGGCCAGGAACUGUGUCAUUGAUGAUCAGUUGCGCGUGAAGUUGACCGACAGCGCCCUAAGCCGCGACCUCUUCUCCGGUGACUACAACUGCCUGGGAGAUGGGGAGUACCGACCCAUCAAGUGGCUGUCGCUCGAGGCACUGCAGAAGUCGCACUACAACGAGGGCAGCGACGUCUGGUCCUUUGGGGUGCUCAUGUGGGAGAUGUGCACGCUGGGCAAGCUGCCCUACGCCGAGAUCGAUCCGUAUGAAAUGGAGCAUUAUCUAAAGGACGGCUAUAGACUGGCACAGCCCUUCAACUGUCCCGACGAACUCUUCACUAUUAUGGCCUACUGCUGGGCCUCUAUGCCCGCCGAGCGGCCCUCGUUCAGCCAGCUUCAGAUCUGCCUAUCGGAGUUCCAUACACAGAUCACCAGAUAUGUUUAACCUGCGGUAAUGAAGCACACCAAGACCUGUAAAUAUAACAAAAGGCGACGUCGUAAGAUUUCGCAGCAAACGACGUCCGCAACUUUGUUUCCAAAGACAUAUUUAAAGUAAAGCGCCUAAGGGGGCGUCUAAGAAACGAUAAUGUGGGAGAUAUGGAUACGAGUGAGGGCCCAUUGUUGUCCCCCACAAUAAAUAGUUACUUACUAAUUCAUAAUGUGGGUAGUAGUCGAUACCACGAUUAAGAAAAGUCGCAAAGUUGUGCACUGCUCUAUAAGUAUUAAGCAGUUAGGUAAUUAGGAUUAGGAUAGGAUGACAUUUAAAUGCAAGAAACAUAGUAGUUGAACUUAAACACCAGAAUACAUUUUAAAGAGACACAUUCACGAAAGAAAACCCAGUUAGGGAUUCGCUGAGAGUCACCACAUAAGCAUAACAUAACAUUAUAUAGAUACAUAGCUAAAGACAAGACCCAUAAGAAGGUAUACCACUUUGGAGGAGCUCGGGCAUAAAUUCGACGUUAAUAAACAGCAAAAUAAGUAUAUUAUCGAAUAUAUAGAAUAUCUAUGUAAAUGUAUUUAUAUGUGUAUGUAUAUGUAUAUGUCUAAGACCGUAGUGCUAGAAAACUCGAAUCUAUUGUAUUUAAUUAAUGUUAAUGACUUCAUGUCGAAAUCCAACGGUGCACUACAGAACUUCCCCAUUUAGUUCACCAGCAUCCAAGAUCCCGGGGACUUUCGAGUCGAGCCUACGAUUUGUGUUACUUGAAAGUUUUGUAAUAUACUUAAGCAUUUCGCAUUAGUUUUAUGUUCCCCUUUAUGAGUUUUAUUCUUAAGAAUAACGAAUGAAAACGAUUUCAAUAAACGUCCGUGCAUGAAAUUCAAAACCAAAGAAAUGCAUUCACGAAUUGCCUCCGUCUGCAAAGGGGAAAUGGAAAAUGGAAAAUGGGAAAUGGAACGACAGUUAAGUAAAAUAUUCUUGUGUAAGUAUAUCGCUAACAAUUGAGCCCCAGCCACGCCCAACACUUACCCUAAAACAACUUGUGCUAAGAGCAAUGCGUUGUUUUGGGCUUACCGUGCGGAGGCGACGCUGCCACAACGAAGGGGGCUGGGUUAACCACCUGCAGCCCGCACACUCGCACACAAACACAGCAACACAUAUACAUAUACGAGAACGAGCCAAUCUCUUUGCCAGCCCAAGCGUGCUGGCUACACAAAAGGCAUGUAAUGCCAACUGCCUAUUUGAGGAGUGGAAGCGGAGCAGGAGCUGGAGCAGGAGGUGCCUGCCCACACCUGUACGUGGAGAGCCUGUCGAGCGCGUGUAGAGCUUAUGAGGUAGACGCUAUUUCAUGGUAUGCCCUUUGAUGGCCUGCACUGACACUACUUAGUUUUUGGCACGUCAUGGCGCGGCUCGAUGUUGCCUGUGUCCUUUUUAAUAUGCCUGUCACAGCGUCAGCCAGUCCAGAGACUAGUUUCGUGUCCUUCCGCCUUCCUUCUUCCUGCUUGCUG
Drosophila montana is the source of this 3755-nucleotide messenger RNA. It is a transcript of the gene drl, whose product is annotated as derailed. The transcript is spliced from 4 exons. Gene Ontology annotation, biological process: axonogenesis; multicellular organism development; positive regulation of kinase activity. Gene Ontology annotation, molecular function: ATP binding; protein kinase activity. Gene Ontology annotation, cellular component: signaling receptor complex; plasma membrane. The record is from RefSeq and is a predicted model, not a curated record. NCBI's taxonomy places the organism in Eukaryota, Metazoa, Arthropoda, Insecta, Diptera, Drosophilidae. The coding region runs from base 379 to 2256 and encodes 625 amino acids.